CUACAGCGGAACGACGAGUCAUUGUACAUGUUACGUCAUUGCGUCACCGACGCACGAUAUAUCAUGUCUGGGAUGUCUGCGCUGACCUGUAGUAGCUGGCAAGCUAGGGACCUGAGAGCACAUGCGUUCUGGAAAUUUUCCCUGACGAUCAAUUUAAAGGAAAAAUUCUAUCCCUUGCAAUGCAAUCACUGUAAUGUAUUCUUAUUUCUAUUAUUUCUGCUCUUAUGAAGCAUGAUUGGAAGUAAUUAAACUGAGUUCAGAUAAAUUAGCUUAAACUGCAUGGCGACGAAGUAUCCAAAAUUAGAGCCCAAUUUUUCCCUCUUUUGAAAUUCUAAUUCUGGAGAACGACGACUACGUUAACACUGUCUCCGGAAUUUAUUAGGAAAUUUUUUGAAUGCUCGAGGUUUUUUUUAAUGAACUAUAGCGGACAUGGUGUGUUCUACGGUUACAAGUUUGCGACGGAUUAUGAACGCAGCUGUUUUUACAGCCCUGGUGAUGAACCUAAUCAGCGGAAGCGAAUCUCAGGAGCUUACAAGAAACACAAAACGCACGGAAAACGUAAAAAUAAUCGCAGGUUCUCGGAAUCUCACAACAACUUCGUCAAGCAAUAACACUUUUGGGGCGUGCGGUGAAUCAGUGGUGUUGGCAAGAGGACAAUCCCGUCACUUUUCUUCUCCCAACUACCCUGAGAGGUAUCCGGACAACGCACGCUGCUACUGGCUAUUCGAAGUUCGGGACGCAUUCACCACCCUUGCCCUCCAGUGCAGUCAGUUUCAGCUCGCGCCGGUGCUGCUCUGCAACAAAUUCCAGGACUUCUUGCUGGUCGAGGAACCCGCAACUGGAAAGGCUGCAUGGUACUGCGGGGGCGUGGGCCCCCACAACUCGUUGAGUUCGACGCUGCAGGUGACGUUCUGGAGCAACGACCACGACUCACGUGCGGGCUUCUUCUGUCAUGUGUCUGCUGAUGCUGGUGAUGACCGUCCUGUCGAUGGUGGUGUUCAUGUUGGUGGUGCUUCUGCUGGUGUGGCUGCUGGAGUUGCAAUAGCAGGCACGGCUUCCCAGCACAGGCCUCCGCCAAGCUCUAGCUUAGUUGGUGAAGGCAGCGGUAAUCGUUGCAAAUGUGGACUUCGGAACAAUCCGGCCACCAUCCCGAAUGUAUUAGGUUUUGAGACUCUCGUAGAACCUCACUCGCCCCGCUUAGACGUUGACGAUCUCGACGAUGACCAAAAUCAACACUCAGAAAAAGGCAAUCAGGCACGUAGCCUUGCAGACAGUUCGGAAGAAUCAGCAUUGGUUUCUCGGUUUAAAACAAAUGAAAUCCCAGGCAUUGACCAUGAAAAUACGCUCAAGCCCAAUAUUGAGUCUACUCCAUUGCCCGGGAGUUCAUCAGUACUCUUAGAACAAACAGCCCUUGAAACCGACUUCAGCUUCUCAGAGUUACUCAAACCAAGUUCCACAACUUUCUCCAACGUAUCUCACAUCGAACAUCGAGGAUCGGAAGAUGCUAGGCAAGUGUCAUCAUCUUACCCGAUGUCUAAGAUCGUCAGAGGUUCUGUCAUCGCACCUCAUGAAUUUCCAUGGUUGGUGCUGCUCGAGUAUCCUCACCUGUCGGGUGUGCACUGCGCCGGUUCCCUCAUCAGCAGUAGAUAUGUGCUUACUGCAGCACAUUGCACGCAGUACUUCAACGGGCUGAUGACCGUAGUGCUGGGUGAACACGACCGCAACACCCGCAGCGACACCCCACGUUACAGUAUAUCGAAUGACAUUAAUACCUAUGAAGUGAGACCGUCUACAUCGCUGGGUGAUUAA
This is a messenger RNA of Hyalella azteca, 1809 nucleotides long. RefSeq lists its product as uncharacterized. The record is from RefSeq and is a predicted model, not a curated record. The transcript has 8 exons. Gene Ontology annotation, biological process: proteolysis. The coding region runs from base 430 to 1809 and encodes 459 amino acids. Gene Ontology annotation, molecular function: serine-type endopeptidase activity. NCBI's taxonomy places the organism in Eukaryota, Metazoa, Arthropoda, Malacostraca, Amphipoda, Hyalellidae.